AUGGCGGACAGCCCAGUAUACAUCGGCACUUGGGUCAACUGGACCAAGGGUUCAGUUCUGGGCUCUACCGUGACCAUUUCCGCCGACCAUGGAGCCUAUCUCGUCGCCUUCCUUGCGCUGUUCGUGCGAUGGGCGGGCGCUCACCUGUGGAGUAUCAUUUGCUUCUGCCUGCACCAAUGGCGGUCGACUCCUGAAGAGCGAGACGGCCUCUACCAUCAACAGCAAGCCGUGCUGCGGAAUGCUCUUAGCGAUUCCAGCGUGCUGUGGUUCCUCACAAAGCUCGGCUGGAACUGGAAGAACAACACCCACGGCGCAAUCCGGCGCAACGUUCCCUUGAUGAUAAUCACCGUCUCACACAUGAUCAUCUUCGCCAUCUGCGGUAUCUUCUCGUCUCGAGUCACUUCUGUUGGGGACGAGGUCCUUAUUCGAAGCCCCAUCUGUGGAUGGACAGAAGAGCUGAGGGCUCUAAGUCUCGGUGACACCUACAAUCAACACGACUACGACAUUGCAGAUGCGUUGUACACUACGGCCCACUCUACCCUGCAAAAAGGCUCUAGCUACGCCCGCCAGUGCUAUGGGGAGUCGGCCAGCAAUUGGGGUUCUAUUUGUUCCACCUAUGCACAGCCGCGAAUCAAUUCCCAGGUGGACGGGAAGGCACAGUGCCCCUUUCCCGAUGGGGUCUGCAACACCACCAACGCCUUUUCUGUUGAUUCUGGAUACAUCGAUUCGGACAGCCAUCUGGGCAUCAACAUGCCACCAGGAGACCGAGUAAAGUACAGAAAAGUCACGACUUGUGCGCCCAUCGAUGCGGACAACAGGUACAGCACUUGGACGACUGACGGCUGGUCCAAUGUAACUCUUCCUAAAGUUUUUGAGAGGAUCGAAGGGAACACGUACGUCUAUUACGACAUGGGGUACAACUACAUGUGGGGCACCAAUUUCACCUUCUCCUACAGCAACUUUUCUUUCCUCACCUCUACAGAGCCUUACACCUUGAAAGGCUACUCCGCAUUCAGCGGAGCGACGGAUCUCCAUGAUUUCGAGCCGAUAGACGACUUUCACAAAGAGGACGCUGACGUCACCCUUUUGAGCCUCACGAACAACGCCCGCUACACGGAAGAGGUCAUGGACCCCUGGUUCAGGGCCAACAUUGAAAGAGCCAACAGGGACAUUGGUGUUGAGGACGACGCAUGGUUGUGGUACCCAAACACGAUUCAAUCUGUCCUAGCCUGCACAGAGCAGUAUCAGUUCUGCAAUGGCGACAUAUGCACGCCGCUGACAGGACUGUUCAACGUCAAUUCUACGGUGAACCCAGAUCUCCACUUCAACCAGAACCAAAUGGCGACGUACAAAGUGCUGUGGAGAGCUGUUCGCGACUCCCGACUGCAGCACAUCCUGUUCAUGCUCAAGAGCCGGGCCUUGGUGGCACCAGACUUUCUUUGGGGCAGCAACUUCGUUUCAUCAAAACUCAGCGACAACCAGUGGGAGAUCGAAGUCCAGAAUCUGCAGAACGUCUCCAUGGCAUUGACACAGCGAAGGGUCGUCGAGUAUGCCUCGCCGCCUGACAUCGAGAUUCGGGCUGGCACGAGGUCUACAGAAUACGUCAUCACGCCACAAGCAAGCGACGAGCUGAAGAUGUGCAGCAGCCAGAAGAUCCGCAGCACCGCUUUCUCAUCAUUUAGUGUCGUCGGCCUCUGCAUCAUAAUGGGUGGCGGCACAGUCAUCAUCCUGCUCAACUGCUGGCUCACUGACAUCGUCCACUGGGUCAUGAAGUCGACCGGCAAGGGUCAUUACCAGCGCCUCGAGUGGAUCGAGGGCGAGACGCUCCAGCUUCAGCGCAUGGCCUUUGAGGGGCGUGGCGUUACAGACUGGAAGGGCAGGGAUGCCUGCGUCCCGGUCACCACAAUCUUCGCUCACAAGUUCCCGAUGCCCACGCCUUGGAGUGCGCCUGCAGUCGCCGCUCCGGUCGUUCAGCAGUACGAACAGAAGUCGCAUCCGCAGCAGGGUUACACUUAUAGCGCGGUACCGGUCGAUACGCCAAUGAUGACCGAUCAGAUGUCGCCUCCGCCGGCGUAUGGAGGUCAGCAAGCCUACUUUGGACGGCAGUAG
This is a messenger RNA of Coniosporium apollinis CBS 100218, 2109 nucleotides long. RefSeq lists its product as uncharacterized. Bases 1 to 2109 code for a protein of 702 amino acids. The transcript is spliced from 3 exons. NCBI's taxonomy places the organism in Eukaryota, Fungi, Ascomycota, Dothideomycetes. The record is from RefSeq and is a predicted model, not a curated record.